AUGGCUAUAGUGAAGACUCCAGUUCUAAAAGUGAUCUUAUGUGGCGAAUAUGGGGUUGGUAAAAGCUCAAUGUUUCGCCGCUUCAUCAAUAAUACAUUUUUACCAAAUUCUGAUCGACGAACAACUUUGGGGCUCGAUCACUUCGAAAAAUUGUAUCAUGUUGGAGACAAGGAAGUCAAGUUACAACUAUGGGACACAGGUGGAAUGGAGAGAAUAGCUUCAGUGACAUCCAGCUAUUAUAAAUUUGCUGAAGCAGCUAUUUUAGUAUUUUCUUUAGAUAACAUCUCAUCAUUCCAUGUUCUAAGUCAACAUUUAUUAGACAUAGUAACUUAUGCAGAAAAUGCUAAGAUUUUCCUAUGUGGUAAUAAAUCUGAUCUUGAGGGUUCUUCACCGCAAGUAACAGAUGCAGAUAUAGAAAAUUUUUGUGAACAAUGUCACAAUCUCAUUAGUAGUAUCUACAAAACCUCUUGCAAAACGGGAAAAGGCUUAGAAGAGAUGUUUAGUGAUAUUGCAUCUCAGCUUGUGGAGUCUAAUCGAUCUAGGAUUGAAUUGCAAGCUUUGGAUCACAACAGCUUCAAAAUAUCACCGCCUGAAUCACAAGAAGAACCAUCAUGUAGCUGUUGA
Messenger RNA from Leptosia nina, 624 nucleotides. The record is from the annotation of a GenBank genome assembly. NCBI's taxonomy places the organism in Eukaryota, Metazoa, Arthropoda, Insecta, Lepidoptera, Pieridae.